This is a messenger RNA of Strigops habroptila (Kakapo), 1077 nucleotides long. Its product is annotated as homer protein homolog 1-like. The record is from RefSeq and is a predicted model, not a curated record. Gene Ontology annotation, biological process: regulation of store-operated calcium entry; G protein-coupled glutamate receptor signaling pathway. Gene Ontology annotation, molecular function: G protein-coupled glutamate receptor binding. Bases 1 to 1077 code for a protein of 358 amino acids. Gene Ontology annotation, cellular component: postsynaptic density; plasma membrane; dendrite. Lineage: Eukaryota; Metazoa; Chordata; Aves; Psittaciformes; Psittacidae. The transcript is spliced from 9 exons.
AUGGCGCACUCUAUGGAACAACCAAUCUUCAGCACCCGAGCUCAUGUCUUCCACAUUGACCCAAACACUAAGAAGAACUGGGUUCCUACCAGCAAGCAUGCUGUUACUGUGUCCUACUUUUAUGACAGCACAAGAAAUGUCUACCGGAUAAUCAGUUUGGAUGGCUCAAAGGCAAUAAUAAAUAGCACUAUCACCCCCAACAUGACAUUUACUAAAACAUCCCAGAAGUUUGGCCAAUGGGCAGACAGCAGGGCAAAUACAGUCUAUGGCUUGGGAUUUUCAUCUGAACAUCACCUUUCAAAAUUUGCAGAAAAAUUUCAGGAAUUCAAAGAAGCUGCACGACUAGCAAAGGAAAAAUCCCAAGAAAAGAUGGAGCUAACAAGUACACCCUCUCAAGAAUUAGCUGGAGGGGAUAUUCAGUCUCCUUUAACACCAGAAAGUAUUAAUGGGACAGAUGAUGAGAGAGUGAUGCCGGAAGUGACGCAGAACUCAGAACCAAGGGCUGAACCAACCCAGAACGCAUUGCCAUUUACCCAUAGUUCGACAAUCAGCAAGCAUUGGGAGGCAGAACUGGCCACACUCAAGGGUAAUAAUGCUAAGCUCACGGCAGCUCUGCUGGAGUCCACUGCCAAUGUAAAACAAUGGAAGCAACAGCUUGCUGCAUAUCAGGAAGAAGCAGAACGUCUUCAUAAGCGGGUGACUGAGCUGGAGUGUGUAAGCAGUCAAGCCAAUGCAGUCCACACACAUAAAACAGAAUUAAACCAGACAAUACAGGAGUUAGAGUCUAUGCUGAAGAAAAAAGAAGAGGAAAUAGAAAGAUUGAAACAAGAAACCAACAGUGCCAGAGAGCUCCAGGCACAGAGGGAUUUUCUGACCCAGAAGUUAAAGGAAGUAGAAAUUCGAAUCAAAGACCUGGAAGGCCAGCUGUCUGAUCUAGAGCAACGUCUGGAGAAAAGUCAGAAUGAGCAAGAAGCUAUUCGCAAUAACUUGAAGACGCUUUUAGAAAUUCUUGAUGGAAAAAUAUUUGAACUAACAGAGUUACGAGAUACCAUGGCCAAGCUAAUAGAAUGCAGCUAA